UAGAAUUAGAGAAAAUGUUUAUAAAUCAUAUAUCUGAUGUGGGACUUAUAUCUAGAAUACAUAAAGAACUCUUAACAACUCAAUAAGAAAAGACAAUCCAAGGAUGAUAUACAAAUGGGCAGUAUGUACAUGAAAAGAUGCUCAACAUCAUUAGUCAUCAGGGAAAUGGAAAUCAAAACCACAACGAGAUAGAUACCAGUUCCCACACCUUAUGAUGGUCAAUCCAAGUCACCUAACAAGUCCUGAUGAAGAAGUGGAGACAUCAGAACCCUCAUAUACUACUGGUGGGAGUAUAAAACAGUGCAGCCACUUUGGAAAACAGUCCGGCAGGGCUUUUAUAUCUGCCCACCUCUCAUUUUUGAACUGUGGUCACUAAAUGCCCAUGUUUUUCUUCAAUUGGAUGGGAAUGGAGGACAGUGACUCUUGAUCAGGGAGCACCGCUGCAGCAGAUCAGAGGAGCAGGAACCGGAGCCUGGGCUGAGUUCAUAAAAAGCAGGAUCUGGACAGUGUGGCUCCAGAUGGAGGAGCCAGAGGAACCUGUGGACAGUGGGCAGUCACUGCCCCCAGUUUACAUCUACAGUCCCGAGUAUGUCAGCAUGUGCGAUUCCCUGGCCAAGGUCCCCAAACGGGCCAGUAUGGUACAUUCUUUGAUUGAAGCAUAUGCACUGCACAAGCAAAUGAGGAUAGUUAAGCCCAAAGUGGCCUCCAUGGAGGAGAUGGCCACCUUCCACACGGAUGCCUAUCUGCAGCACCUCCAGAUGGUCAGCCGAGAAGGAGAUGACGAUCAUCCGGAUUCUACGGAGUAUGGCCUGGGCUAUGACUGUCCAGCUACCGAAGGGAUAUUUGACUACGCGGCAGCUGUGGGAGGGGCUACGAUCACAGCUGCCCAGUGCCUGAUUGAUGGAAUGUGCAAAGUAGCCAUUAACUGGUCCGGAGGGUGGCAUCACGCAAAGAAAGACGAAGCGUCUGGGUUUUGUUAUCUCAAUGAUGUUGUCCUGGGAAUAUUACGAUUGCGACGGAAAUUUGACCGUGUUCUCUAUGUGGAUUUGGAUCUGCACCAUGGAGAUGGUGUAGAAGAUGCCUUCAGUUUCACCUCCAAAGUCAUGACCGUGUCCCUGCACAAAUUCUCCCCGGGGUUUUUCCCAGGAACAGGUGAUGUGUCUGAUGUUGGCCUAGGGAAGGGACGGUACUACAGUGUGAAUGUGCCCAUUCAAGAUGGCAUACAGGAUGAGAGGUAUUACCACAUCUGUGAAAGUGUACUGAAGGAGGUGUACAUGGCCUUUAACCCCAAAGCGGUGGUCUUACAGCUGGGAGCUGAUACAAUAGCUGGGGAUCCGAUGUGCUCCUUUAACAUGACUCCGGUGGGAAUUGGCAGGUGCCUUAAGUACAUCCUUCAGUGGCAGUUGGCAACGCUCGUUUUGGGAGGAGGAGGCUAUAACCUUGCCAACACAGCUCGAUGCUGGACAUACUUGACUGGGGUCAUCCUCGGGAAAACACUCUCCUCUGAGAUCCCAGAUCAUGAGUUUUUCACAGCAUAUGGUCCUGAUUAUGUGCUGGAAAUCACGCCAAGCUGCCGGCCAGACCGCAAUGAGCCCCACCGAGUCCAGCAAAUCCUCAGCUACAUCAAAGGGAAUCUGAAGCAUGUGGUCUAGUGGACACAAAGGGAUCAGGUUUCCAGAGCCAAAGAGCAGUGCCUAUAAAUGAAGGCAGCAUGUUUAUGCGAGCCGUGUGUGGAAUUUGUGACUUCAGGGGAAAUUUGGAAGAAAUUAAUUCUUGAAAAUUUCCAAGGAGCACCAAGUGGCUGCUGGCCUCCUGGGGUGAGGCAGGGAGGUACCCCGGAGGCUCAACUAGCCCUAGAGGAAGAGUGAGAUUUUCAACAUUAAAAGUGUUUAUUUUUUAGACAAACAUAAGUACCAUUUUUAAUCUUUGAAUAUUAUUUUUAAGCAAGUUGGGGAGGGGGUAUUUUUAUUUUCUUAAAGGAGACAGAUCAGAAACUGGGAGAAAGCAUGGAUGUGUAGUGGGUUAGGGGGGAGCUGAGAGGUAGGGUUUGGGCGUCAGGACCACCCAGGUGAUUCCUUGGUGAAGGGAAAUGAUAGUAGAUUGGGAGGUAGGAAGAAGUCCACCUCUGUUAUUUUUAGGAUCAUUGAUCUAUUUUUUUAAAAAUAUAUUUGUAUUGAUAUUUAGAGAGAGAGGAAGGGCGAGGGAGAGAGAGA
This is a messenger RNA of Myotis davidii, 2213 nucleotides long. Its product is annotated as histone deacetylase 8. Gene Ontology annotation, molecular function: histone deacetylase activity. The coding region runs from base 519 to 1652 and encodes 377 amino acids. The record is from RefSeq and is a predicted model, not a curated record. The transcript has a single exon. NCBI's taxonomy places the organism in Eukaryota, Metazoa, Chordata, Mammalia, Chiroptera, Vespertilionidae.